This is a messenger RNA of Adineta ricciae, 552 nucleotides long. The record is from the annotation of a GenBank genome assembly. Lineage: Eukaryota; Metazoa; Rotifera; Eurotatoria; Adinetida; Adinetidae.
AUGUCAUGCAAUGUUUGUCUCCGUCAAAUAUCAUCCCAAGUCCUCGGUUACUUUUGCAUAUCCAUUUUCUUUGUCUUAACAACUCAUAUUGUUUAUGUUUACUACACAAUAUUAAUUCCAAAUGCAUUCAAGACACAACAUUAUGCGAAAUUUCUUUUUCAUCUCACAUUUGGACAGUGGAUCGCGAUGAAUAUUUACUUUAAUUACAUUAUGGCUUGGUUUACAUCGCCUGGUCUGGUGAAAGAUCAUCCAAAACUAUCCGACGAAUACCCUCUUUGUAAACAAUGCUCGUUAUAUAAACCACCACGGGCUCAUCAUUGUCGCUGGUGUAAUUUAUGUGUCUUAAAAUUCGAUCAUCAUUGUCCAUGGUUGAACAAUUGUGUUGGUUUUUAUAAUCAUCGAUAUUUCUUUCAAUUUUGUUGUUACAUGUCUAUCGGGUGUUAUUAUGCAGGAACGAUGGGCUUUCAUGAAUUUCAAGUUGCACUUUUCGGCGAACAGAUAUUUUCUCAAUUAGAUUCAUUUUUAAAACCAAUNCAACUGAAACUGUACUGA